Diorhabda sublineata is the source of this 837-nucleotide messenger RNA. Its product is annotated as bifunctional endo-1,4-beta-xylanase XylA-like. Lineage: Eukaryota; Metazoa; Arthropoda; Insecta; Coleoptera; Chrysomelidae. The record is from RefSeq and is a predicted model, not a curated record. The transcript is spliced from 4 exons. Gene Ontology annotation, molecular function: structural constituent of cuticle. Bases 37 to 630 code for a protein of 197 amino acids.
GUAUCAUUCACGUUGUUUCCCUAAUAUUUAAUCAACAUGUUUGUAAAACUGGUCUUAUUAGCUUGCUCUUUGGCAGUAGCUACUGCUGUGUGGAACGGACCUUUAGCCGGCGGUCAACCAGCGCAUCUUUACCCAGCCGGAGUUAGUCCACAAGCUUGUCCCAAUUUCCCUAAUUGUAAUAACCCCGCCGUAGCUGCCGAUCCCCAAGCACCGGCAUCUCAAUGGGGAGCUCAACCCCAAUGGAACGCACAACCCCAACCACAAUGGAAUGCACAACCCCAAUCCCAAUGGAACCAACAAAACAACUGGAACUCACAACCUAAUCAAUGGAAUCAGGGGCAAUAUAACCCUGCUCCUGUACCACAACAAUGGGGAAACGAUGCUACUUCUAGAUUAAACAAAGGGGAAUACAUAGGAGAUGGAGAUUACCACGGAGAAGGUCUAGUUGAAGCCCUUGCACCGGGUUAUGAAAACCAAAAUUUGAUUUCUCAAUGGAAUAAUCCGAAUCAAGGUGCUCCUAAUCAAUGGAACAAUGGAAUCCCCCAUAACGCUCAACAAGCUCAUGGUGUAGGUCAAAUUCCCGCAGGAGUAGACGCGCAUUCUUGUCCUAACUAUCCUUUCUGCUCUUAGGCGUGCUAGAUAACCAGGAUGACAACAUGUUGUUUUUUGUCUCGUAGUUAAUUUUUUUUAAAUAUUUUCAGCGAAAUUAUAGGGAAAAAAAACAUUUUAUAAAUGUUCCUAAAAAUCGUGAAUUUUUUUUUUUAAAUUUUGACUUUCCCUAGUAAAUAAUUUUAUCUAAAAUGUUACUUUUUUUUCUAAAUAAAAAUUAAAUAUACU